This is a messenger RNA of Fusarium vanettenii 77-13-4, 1341 nucleotides long. RefSeq lists its product as uncharacterized. The coding region runs from base 1 to 1341 and encodes 446 amino acids. Lineage: Eukaryota; Fungi; Ascomycota; Sordariomycetes; Hypocreales; Nectriaceae. Gene Ontology annotation, biological process: biosynthetic process. The record is from RefSeq and is a predicted model, not a curated record. The transcript is spliced from 3 exons. Gene Ontology annotation, molecular function: L-2-aminoadipate:2-oxoglutarate transaminase activity; pyridoxal phosphate binding.
AUGACCUCGCUUCUUCCUCAAGGCAAGCAGAUUAACCUGCAACUGGGAUGGCCGUCCCCUUCUCUCUUCCCUUCAGCGUCCCUGAAUGCUGGCGCCGAUGACGUCCUCAGAGACUUUGACCGGGCCACGGCUGCUCUAGUCUACGGACCCAAUCGAGGAAACGCACCUCUACGCCAACAGGUUGCGCGAUGGCUGGGAUCCACGUACCACAAAGAUGCCCACGCCAUCGACGAAGCGCGCGUGUGCAUCGCCGCUGGCGCUUCUCAGAACUUGGUCAAUGCUCUCAUACGCUUCACAGACCCCACGUACACCAGGCGCAUCUGGAUGGUCGAGCCAACGUACUUUCUGGCUUGUCCUGUGUUCGAGGACUGCGGAUUCGCUGGCAAGCUGCGUGGAGUCCCCGAGGACGAUGAGGGCAUCGACUUGGACUUUCUUCAAUCAGCCCUGGCGGAGACAGAGGCAGAGGUUGCGGCUCAUGGCGAGUCGGAUGAGCCCAAGCUGAAGUCAGGGGCAAACGGCUACCAGAGGAUUUACAAACAUGUCAUAUACGUUGUACCGACGUUCUCGAACCCAAGUGGCAAGACCAUGUCCUUGCAGCACCGGUACGACCUUGUGAGAUUGGCUAUCGAGUACGACGCUCUAGUCAUAUCAGACGACGUUUAUGACUUCCUCUACUGGCCUGAGGAGAGAGGACAGACGCUUGACCUAACCACACGCGUUUUGCCCCCACGACUAGUGGACAUCAACCAUGAGAUCGACCCUCAGAGCAAAUGGGGAAAUACCAUGAGUAAUGGCUCAUUUUCCAAGAUCGUCGCCCCAGGCGUCAGAACAUCGUGGGCGGAAGGGACACCAGCCUUCGCGACGUGGCUGGCCAACACUGGCGCCACAACUUCGGGCGGAAAUCCUUGCCAUUUCAUGUCCACCUGUAUCGAAAACAUGCUUGCCACGGGAGCACUUGAGAAGCACAUCCGAGACACGCUUAUACCUUCCUACUCACUACGGUACUACGCCAUGGUCGACGCUGUCAAGGAGCACCUCGAGCCCUUGGGCGUCCGCAUAAGCAGCGGCAAACCAUACGUGACGAGCUUCUUUCUGCUGCUCACCCUGCCAGAGAAUCUUCCAUCCGCGACAACACUGGCCAAGGUUGCAAUAGAUCAGCAUGAUCUGAAGUUUGCGCAUGGGAAAAUGUUCGAGGUGAAGGGAGAUCCGGGGAGCAAGCAAAGAUCAGAUGCCACUUUCGGACGCACUAUAAGGCUGUGCUGGGCAUUCCACGAGGCAGGCGUUAUCGUGGAGGGCAUAAAACGCAUGAAGCUGCUACUUUCCGAGCACUUGCCGGCUUGA